UUUCGACUUCAAUUUGGAAUCCUUUUAUUUACGCGGGAAAACUCCAUCUCCGUUCUCCAAAGCUCAACCUCUGAAUCUUGAUUCGUUGGAGAGAGAGAGAGUAAAAACCCCUCAUAACAAAAACCCCUUCACGAAAUCAAAUCAAACCAAAUAAAUUUCUUGAAUUGUUUCUUCACCACCGCAAAAAAACCCUGAAGAAACACAUUAAAUUUCAAGAAAUGUAUCAUUCUUCCGUCAAAUUAAUCUGGGCCCUAUCGAUCUUCUUCUUCUUCUUCUUCGCACUAUCUUUCUCAAACCCUAUCUUCCCUUCAACCAACAUCACCCUAUUCGGCGACGCUUCACUCAACUCCAGUUCCGUCAUCCUCACCAAACAAAAGAACUGCACCACCUCCUAUCCACCGCCGCCGCAGCCACUCCUCCAGCUCCCCGCCGCCACCCUUUCCACCGUCGGAAGAGCAUUCUACGCAAACCCCCUUCGUUUCCUCGACCCCAAAUCCAACGCCACCGCGUCUUUCUACAGCAGCUUCACUUUCACCAUCACCAACACCGACUCAUGCCCCUUCGGCGAUGGCUUCGCGUUUCUCAUCACUCCAACCACCACUUACUUCAGCCUUGAAGACGGUUACAUGGGCCUCCCACCGGAAAACGAGGCCUCCCCCUCCGGUCAAGAUUCCUAUUUCGCCGUCGAAUUUGACACCAAUUUCCACCCCUAUCUCGAGAACAUCAGAGGAAGUCACAUCGGCAUUGAUGUGAACAGCGUCCACUCGUUGGCUUCAGUUGAUGUAGAUCUCAUCAAGAACGGCAAAGAAAUGACAGCCUGGGUUGAGUACAGAGAUUCCGAGAAAAAAAUCAAGGUGUGGGUAUGGUAUGCCAAGCAGAACAGGCCCCUCGAUCCUAUCCUCGUUACACGGAUUGAUUUAUCCAAACAAUUCAAGGAGUUCAUGUACGUUGGAUUCACCGCUUCAAACGGCGGAGGAAAAGGCUCGUCAAUUCACACAGUCGAUAAGUGGCGAUUCAAGACAUUUUUCGGCAAUCGACCACCUUCCAACACAACACUAAUGGAUAUAGUAGUCUCACAAGGUGGGGAGGAAGACUGUUUGCUGUGCCCCCAUCGUAAUACAGCCGUAGAAAUCGGCUCCUACUAUUAUCACCGUCCCAAUACAACGAUCCUAAAUUUGGUUCUAAUCUUUGGUGGAUUUGCAGCAGCUGCAAUUCUGACAGCAGCAGUUAUCGUCGGUUUCUGCGUGUGCCUUACGAAGAGGAGAAGGCUGAGGCGAGCACAAAGGGAGAGAGAAAUGCGUAGGUUUCGUGGUGGAAGAAUGGUCCCACAUAUGUUAUCACUCAAUGAAAUAAAAUCAGCCACCAAUGGAUUCAACGAGGAUAAGAUCAUAGGCGAAGGAGCUUCGGCCGUAGUAUACGAAGGUGCGAUCCCUUCGUGUGGAUCGGUGGCGGUGAAGAGGUUCAAUCACGAAAACAACUACGAAUCUUCGAUCUCGCAAAUCCCAUUCAACACAGAGUUUGCAACAAUGGUGGGAUGCUUGAGGCACAGGAAUUUAGUACAGCUGCAAGGGUGGUGCUGCGAGAAGAACGAGCUGAUUCUGGUUUUCGAGCGAAUGCCUAACGGAAGCCUCGACAAAAUCCUCCACAAUCGGACGAAUUUGACAAAGUUUCUGACUUGGGAGCGGAGAUUGAACAUACUCCGCGGGGUUGCUUCUGCUCUUAUACAUUUACACGAAGAGUGCGAGAAUCAGAUAAUCCACAGAGAUGUGAAGACUUGCAAUAUCUUGCUGGAUUCUGAGUUCAAUGCCAAAUUGGGGGAUUUCGGAUUGGCGGAAGUGUACCGGCGGGGUUCGACGACGAGGUACGCUACGGUGCCAGCUGGCACGAUGGGGUAUCUAGCUCCAGAGUAUGUGUUUUCCGGCGUGCCGACGGUGAAGACGGACGUGUACAGCUUCGGGGUGGUGGUGCUGGAGGUUGCGACGGGGAGGAGGCCGGUGGACGAAUCUAGGGCUGCGAUUACGGAUUACGUGUGGGAUCUGUGGGAGAAGGGGGUGAUUUGUGAGGCGGCGGAUGCGAAUAUGAUUGGAGGGUUUGAGAGGAAGGAGAUGGAGGGGGUUUUGAUGGUGGGGCUUUUGUGCGCGCAUCCUGACUGCGGGAGGCGGCCGACGAUGAUGGAGGCGGCGAGGAUGCUCAGGGGGGAAUCGCCGGUGCCGGUGUUGCCGGCGAAGAAGCCGACUAUGAGGAUUCAGUCUGUUGUUCCGGUUGAGAGUGUGAGUUUUGAUGAUGAAACGACGCCGUGGUCAACCCCCAAAACACAUUUUAGCAGGAGGUAGUGUGUGUGUGUGUGAUCGGGAGGAAGAAAUGCACGCAGAUACACACACUUGCACGUGUAAUGAUGAAUUCGUGUAUCGAAUAUUAUAAAAUUCUGUUUGCUUGUGAAAUGAUUUUGAUUGGUUCUGUUACUGUAAACAUCGAUGUUCUAUGUUGUAGACACGUGUCAAGCCAUUCCGAUUAUAAUGUUUCAAA
Erythranthe guttata (spotted monkey flower) is the source of this 2526-nucleotide messenger RNA. RefSeq names its product Concanavalin A-like lectin protein kinase family protein. The record is from RefSeq and is a predicted model, not a curated record. NCBI's taxonomy places the organism in Eukaryota, Viridiplantae, Streptophyta, Magnoliopsida, Lamiales, Phrymaceae. Gene Ontology annotation, molecular function: carbohydrate binding; protein kinase activity; ATP binding. Gene Ontology annotation, biological process: protein phosphorylation.